Molecule: messenger RNA, 1705 nt
Organism: Polychytrium aggregatum
Lineage: Eukaryota; Fungi; Chytridiomycota; Chytridiomycetes; Polychytriales
Product: ATP-grasp domain-containing protein
Exons: 7
Coding region: 117-1427 (436 amino acids)
Biological process (GO): tricarboxylic acid cycle; succinyl-CoA metabolic process
Cellular component (GO): succinate-CoA ligase complex; mitochondrion
Molecular function (GO): metal ion binding; ATP binding; succinate-CoA ligase (ADP-forming) activity
Source: RefSeq, a predicted model, not a curated record
GUCCUGCAUCCACUCCCACCCGGAGCCUCAUCGUCUUGGUCGCCCGUUGCUCCCUGCCAGCAGUCCCGUCGCCCGCUCUCAUAUCCCCUCAAGGCCUCUGUCUUCGACCCGCCACUAUGUUCGCCCAAGCUAGCGCCCGUCUGGCCCGCAGCCGCCCCUCGAUUCUCCGUGCUGCCAGCCUUGUCCCUCGCCGCAACCUGUCCAUCCACGAGCACCUGUCGAUGGGCCUUCUCUCGCAGUAUGGCAUCAAGACUCCCCGCGGAUCUGUUGCCACAAACCCCCAGCAGGCCGAGAACAUUGCCAAGGAGAUUGCUUCUGAGGACCUGGUCAUCAAGGCCCAGGUUCUUGCUGGCGGCCGUGGCAAGGGUACCUUCGACUCUGGUCUCAAGGGUGGUGUCCGUGUCGUCUACUCCCCUGCCGAGGUCAAGACCUACGCCGAGAAGAUGCUUGGCCACAAGCUGAUCACCAAGCAGACCGGUGCUGCCGGCCGCAUCUGCAACGCCGUCUACGUUGUCGAGAGAAUGUACGUCCGUCGCGAGUACUACCUCGCCAUCAUCAUGGAUCGCGCCACCCAGGGCCCUGUCAUCGUCGCCUCCUCGCAGGGUGGCAUGGACAUUGAGACUGUCGCCCACGAGACCCCCGAGGCCAUCAUCACCCACUCUGUCGACAUCAACAAGGGUCUCCAGCGCGAGGAUGCUGUCUCUGUUGCCCAGAAGAUCGGCUUCCAGGGCAAGUCCAUCGACCAGGCUGCUGAUACCAUCGAGCGCCUCUACAAGCUCUUCCUUGAGAAGGACGCCACCAUGAUCGAGAUCAACCCCCUGGCUGAGGUUGCUGGCGGUGAUGUCUACUGCAUGGAUGCCAAGUUUGGCUUCGACGACAACGCCGAGUUCCGCCAAAAGUCCGUCUUUGACCUCCGCGACACCACCCAGGAGGAUUCUCGUGAGGUCGCUGCUUCCAAGUGGAACCUCAACUACAUUGGCCUUGAGGGCAACAUCGGCUGCCUCGUCAACGGCGCUGGUCUUGCCAUGGCCACCAUGGACAUCAUCAAGCUCCAUGGCGGUGAGCCUGCCAACUUCCUCGAUGUUGGUGGUGGCGCUUCCGCCGAGCAGGUCGCUGAGGCCUUCAAGAUCAUCAGCAGCGAUCCCCAUGUCUCGGCCAUCCUGGUGAACAUUUUCGGCGGUAUCAUGCGCUGCGAUGUCAUCGCCCAGGGCAUCAUCCAGGCUGUUCAGCAGCUCGGCCUGGAGAUCCCCCUCGUUGUCCGUCUCCAGGGUACCGAGGUCGAGGCUGCCAAGAAGAUGAUCAAGGAGAGUGGCCUGAAGAUGUUCUCGAUCGACGACCUCGAUGCCGCCGCCAACAAGGCCGUCAAGCUCAGCAACAUCAUCCGCUUGGCCCGUGAGGCCAAGGUCGGUGUCACGUUUGAACUGUAAAUCUCCACUUUCCCGCACCCGUCCUCGAUCCUCUCUCCCAAGCCCCCUUCACCUUCUCCCACUCUGUCGUGAAUAUCUUGUAGCCUUGGUCAGCUCUCUCCCUCUUUCCCUCCUGCUCUCUCUCUCUCCUUUUCCAUCCGUUUCGGACGCUUCCCACGGGACUUGUCAACGGCGUGUCGCUGCGACCAGAGACACAUCCCGCCCCGGACCUCUGGAAAGCAUGCUGUUGGAGAUCGGCCAUGACAGUACAUACAUACAUACUUUUUUUUUUCUUCUGA